CCGAAAGCACUUUUGUGGUUGUAUGCGUUGCAAUAUAGCAGUGGUAUUUAAGAAUUUUUCUGAUUUUUGGUAUAAAUAUCUGAGUCGGUUGUUGAUAGAAGGCAUAACAACAUUUGCUGUUAACAUUGAAAAACCUCAACUCAAACCAAAAUGUUCAAAUUGAUCGUUGCUCUGUCUGCUCUCUGCGCUGUUGCCUCCGCUGGCUACAUUGGUGGCUAUGGACUCGGCGGACAUGGUGGUUAUGGACUAAGCGGACUGGGCUAUGGCGGUUACAGUGGUAUUGUUGCACCAGCAUAUCACGCACCCGCCCUUGUGGCAUCCGCACCAAUUGUGAAGACCUACAGCGCACCCAUCGUAGCUGCCCCUGUGGUGAAGACCAUCGCUCCUUUGGCUACAUCAUACGCCAACACAUACAAAGUGGCCACCAAGGCGAUCCCUGUAGUGCAUGCCGCCCCUGCUGUGGUGCACGCUGCUCCAGCUGUAUAUGCCGCGCCCGCCUAUCACACCGCCUCCACCUACCACGGUUCCUUGGGAGGUUACGGUCUGAACUACGGUUAUGGUCAUGGUUAUUUGCAUUAAGUGUUUAAGGAUUGAUAUGGACUAAGUCGAACCAGGAUAUGAAAAAGGCAAAUGAGCUCCCAGUCAACAUACUCUUGAAGAUUGCUACAGAUAUAGGUUUAAAGAUCGAUAAGUGACCCGAGCAUCGUAUAUACUAAUUAUAGUUAAACAUUCCAUGAAACGCUGUUAUAAUCAUUACCAUAAAAUCCUUUUCA
Messenger RNA from Zeugodacus cucurbitae (melon fly), 773 nucleotides. RefSeq names its product cuticle protein 38-like. The record is from RefSeq and is a predicted model, not a curated record. Bases 151 to 579 code for a protein of 142 amino acids. Lineage: Eukaryota; Metazoa; Arthropoda; Insecta; Diptera; Tephritidae. The transcript has 2 exons.